AUGCUUUCAGCAUUUACAGCUCGGCCGAUCAUCGAGCUAAAGCCGGGAGUAAAGUCCAAGAUCGAGACAAUCCUCGCGCAUGGCGAUCGUGUCUUCGUGGGCCUCAACAAUGGCGUCCUUCGUAUUUACCGAGUAAAUGAGCUACCGCCUCCGUCACCGACCAAGGCCAAUGGCUCUCAGCCGACCGCAACGAGCCCACCGAAAGCGAUCGAUGGCGAUGAGCCACCUAAACAGAUCGAGAAGCCUACAGAUCUGCUACGCGAAAUCGAAAAGUUCUCAAACAGGGCCAUCGAGCAGCUUGCCAUCAUCAAAGAAGCCAAUACGCUUGUAUCAUUGUCCAACUACUACGUGUCACUGCAUGACCUUGGGACCUACGAACCUCUCGAGAUGUUAUCACGAACAAAGAAUGCCACCUGUUUCGCCGUAACAUCAAACAUUGUUAAGGACGCAUCCACUGGGAUACCCGAGAUCAUUAGCCGCUUGGCGGUGGCAGUCCGUCGCCGCCUGUUACUAUGGAGCUGGCACGCAAGCGAGUUGGGUACCGAUGUGGAAGAAGUCACACUGCCGGAAUCGAUACGAACUGUGACAUGGGCCAGCGCGACAAAGAUUGUCUGUGGAAUGAACGCCGGAUACGUAAUGGUCGAUGUGAUUACCCAUGAAGUCGAGGAUAUCAAUAGCCCCAGCUCGGUGGCAUCAGGCGGACAAGUCAGUCGCUUCGGAGCUGUAAGCAGUGCGGGCAUGGGCUACAUGGGUCUUGGAGGGUACAUGCCCAAACCGCUUGCCACAAAACUGGCCGAAGGGGAGCUGCUGCUUGCCAAGGACGUCAACUCCAUGUUCAUCACUGAUGAAGGCAAACCGAUUGAAAGACGACAGAUUCCAUGGCAGUCCGCCCCCGAACAGAUCGGAUACUCGUAUCCUUACAUCUUGGCAUUGCAAGCUCCAUCCAAGGGCUCCCUUGAAGUGAGGAACCCAGAGACUCUGCAUCUGCUACAGACCAUCUCGCUCCCUGGCGCGGCGCAACUGCAUUUCCUGCCCCCCAACCUCAGUCUCGCUCAUGCGGGCAAGGGAUUCCAUAUCUCUAGCGAUCGAUGCGUGUGGAAGAUGGGCUCCACAGAUUAUGACUCGCAGAUCGACGAGCUUGUGGAAAAGGGCAAGUACGACGAGGCCGUCAGCAUUCUGAACAUGCUGGAGGACGCUCUGCUCCAGAACAAGAAAGAAACUCUUCGAGAAGUCAAGAUGCUGAAAGCUGAAGCCCUUUUCAAGCAAAAAAAGUACUACGAUUCCAUGGAUCUUUUCAACGAAGAUGACGUUCACGCGCCGCCUGAGCGAGUAUUAAAGCUUUUCCCCCCUUCCAUCGCUGGAGAGAUGUCGGGUUGGGCGCACGGUGUACAGCCAGAAGAAUCAGGCAGUGAUGGAAAGGAAGACGAGGGAGAGUCUCAGGAGAAGACAAACGGCGAAAGGUCUGUUAAAGAAGAUACAGAUGCAAACCCCACAUCACCUGCUAAAGGGGGUGUUGGCUUCGCCAAGCUGUUCAUGGGACACCGGAAGCCAGCGCAACCAGACACUGCCUCGAUCACAUCUAAGAAGGACCCGGUAGAUGUUGAGGAAGCCAGCAGUCACAGAAACAAGCCUGCAGAGAAUCAGCCUCUUGAAGGGGACGACCUUCGAGACGCCGUUAGGUCUCUAGCCGGAUACCUCGUUGGAACGAGGACCCGCCUGCAACGGAUCAUUGAUCCAAGUACUGGCAAGCUGAAGAGAUCGGACACGAACGGAUCUACUGAAGAGGCGAUGAAAAGUUUCAUGUCGGGGUCGCAUCUUGACGAGUCGAGUAGCCAACUUGAGGGAGAGAUCCUAAGGACUUCAAGAAUCGUCGACACGGCUUUGUUCCGGAGUUAUAUGAUGACCAGCCCUUCCCUGGCCAGUCCGCUAUUUCGCCUCCCCAACUUCUGCGAUCCAGAUGUGGUGAAUGAGGCGCUACUCGCUCACAGUCGAUACAACGAGUUGGUAGACUUCUUCAGUGGCAAGAAGCUACACUCCCAGGCACUGGAGCUUCUGAAGCGCUUUGGAACUGCUCAGGAACCUGACGAAGCUGCGCCAGGUCUUCACGGUCCUCAACGAACUGUGACCUAUUUGCAGGCCUUACCACCAUCCGAGAUCGAUCUCAUUUUGCAGUACUCCGAAUGGGUAUUGAGAGCAGACCCCAAACUAGCUAUGGAGAUCUUCAUUGCCGACUCCGAAAACGCAGAGACCUUGCCUCGUGGUCGGGUUGCGCGCUUCCUCGGGGGGAUUGAUCUCAGCUUGGAGGUCCAGUAUCUGGAGCAUAUCAUCAGUGAGCUCGACGAAUCGACUCCAGAAUUCCACGAUCGUCUGGUUGGGCUUUUCAUCAAACAAUUGAAAGACAAAAAGCGGGAUGACGAAUGGGACGCAGAAAUGGGCCGCUUCGUGCAGUUCCUUCAAACCAGCAGCCAGUACGGCCUGACCAAGGCAUUUAGCCUUAUCCCGCGCGACGAUCCCGCGUUUUACGAGGCUCAGGCUAUUGUUCUAAGUAGCGUGGGGUCGCAUAAGCAGGCUCUGGAGAUAUACGUCUUCAAGAUGAAGAAUUAUGCUAAAGCAGAAGAAUAUUGCAACCAAGUGCAUAAGUCUAAGGACUCUAGACCUUCAUCUCCGGAUCAGUCGCGGCGACCGUCAUCGUCUGGUGACGCUGAGGACCCAUCCCCGUCCAUUUACCACACGCUUCUUUCAUUGUACCUCACACCGCCUCCACCUCACAAACCAGCCAACGAGCCGGCUCUCGAACUACUCUCAAGGCACGGGUCGCGUCUACCGGCAGCUUCGACGCUGUCCCUAAUCCCCGACGACCUCCCUGUCCGCGAUCUUGAGUCAUACUUCCGCGGUAGGAUCCGGUCUGCCAACAGUGUCGUCAACGAGUCGCGCAUCGUGGCUCGGCUGCGAGACACGGAGUUGGUGUCUACACAAGCCCUGCUUCUGCUUGGUGACAAUACCCCUGGAGGUCAGGGUGGACGCAACAGAAGGGUAGUCAUUACGGAGGAGCGCCUCUGCGGGGUAUGCCACAAGAGACUCGGGGGCAGCGUGGUGUCGGUUCUGCCGGAUAACAACGUCGUCCACUACGCCUGUCUCAACAAGGCAUCGUCGCAGAGGCCGCAGAGCUCACGGGCGGGGACUUGGGCCCGAAGGUUUUCGUGA
This is a messenger RNA of Colletotrichum graminicola M1.001, 3204 nucleotides long. RefSeq names its product vacuolar sorting protein 39 domain 1. Lineage: Eukaryota; Fungi; Ascomycota; Sordariomycetes; Glomerellales; Glomerellaceae. The record is from RefSeq and is a predicted model, not a curated record. Gene Ontology annotation, biological process: endosomal vesicle fusion; vesicle-mediated transport; intracellular protein transport. Gene Ontology annotation, cellular component: cytoplasm; fungal-type vacuole membrane. The transcript is spliced from 4 exons. Bases 1 to 3204 code for a protein of 1067 amino acids.